GUGGUGGUGUGGACUUCCUCCGGAAUGGCCAGGCAUCUCCGGUUCCUGAUUCUGGCCUCAGUUCCUCUUCUACUUCGUCCAGCCUGAGCCUCGGAGGCAGCAGCUCCAAUCUUCCUCACCUGGCACAGGAAGAGGUGGAGCAGAUGGAGAGCAGCACUGAAGAUGACGAGAAGAGCAGCAAACUCAUUGAGUUUCUCACUAACAGGCCUUUUGGACCAUUGUGGAGCCAUGAAGACAUCACUCCUAAGAAUCAGCACUCAAAGAGCACCGAACAGCUCACCAACUUCCUGAGACAUGUAGUGUCUGUGUUCAAAGAGUCCAAAUCAGACAUUCGGCUUGAGCAGCAGUUGAGUGAAGUGGCGUUGCAGAUGGCUCUGUGCAGCUCCUCCAGACAUUACGCUGGAUGUUCCUUCCAGGUGUUCAGAGCUCUGCGGCAGCCCCUGUCAGCGCUGGCCGUGUCCGACUUGCUUUCACGCUUGGUGGAGGUGGUCGGGGAGCACGGGGAGGAGGUUCAGGGGUAUGUGAUGGAGCUUCUCCUCACUCUUGAGUCAGUGGUGGAUAAUCUAGCUGAGUGCCUGAAGAACAAUGACUUCUUUGUUAUACUACGGGCAUCUUCGCCAGAUCUUCCAUCCAGCGGCAAGUUAACACUAAACCGUAAAAGCACCAGUCAGCUGGACCUGAUCCCAGGAUCAGGCCCUGCUUCUGAGCGAACACGCCACCAGCGUAGCUACUCCGUACCCAAGCGUUUCGGCGAGCCUGAGCGUUCCUCCGAGGUUCCCCGAAGCGCCACCUUGGAUCGCAUCCACCAUCAUCAGAGCAGUAUUUCCAAGCUCAGAUCCCUGUCCUCAUCAUCUUCCAGAGACAACGUGGUCUCCACCGACCCAACCAACGCCAACCAUCCUCGCAACCUGCUGGCCACCAUCUUUUGGGCAGUGGUGUCACUCAUGGAGUCAGACUUUGAGUUUGAGUACCAGAUGUCCCUCAGUUUGUUAGGGAAGCUGCUAGGCCACAUUUCAUUGGAUAAGCAGGAAUACAGAGAAAAGCUGGAGAAGAUCCAGAUCCAGCUAAAAUGGAAGGAGUUCUCUGGGCUUCAGCAGCUGCUUCUGAAGGGCUUCACCUCUGCAAACACCACAGAACUCACCUUGGAGAUUUUCAGCCAGCUUACGCCCGUCUCACGCCUACCUGUGGUGGACACCUCACAAGCCAUUGGUUUCCCAUUGAACGUGCUCUGCCUCAUCCCCCAUCUUGUGUUACAUUUUGACUCACCUACUCAAUUCUGCAAGGAUGUGGCUGAGAGAAUUUCCCAGGUUUGCCUUGAGGAAAAAAACUCCAAGCUGUCCAACCUUGCCCAUGUGAUGACACUGUACAAAACACACUCCUAUACCCGUGACUGCUUCUCUUGGGUCAAUGUGGUGUGCCGCUACCUACAUGAAGCGUUCAGUGACAGCACACUCAGCAUGGUUACUUACAUGGCGGAGUUGUUGGAGAAAGGAUUACCCAGCAUGCAACAAACUCUUCUGCAAAUCAUCUAUAGUCUACUGAGUCACAUGGACCUGAGUGGUAUUCAAGCCAAACUCUUCAACAUGGAGGUUCUAACAACCAUAGAGAAGUUUGUUCAGACUGCACACUGGAAGGAAGCCUUGAACAUAUUAAAGCUGGUGGUCUCCCGCUCGGCUAGUCUGGUUUCGCCUUCAUCCCCGCAGAGUAACGCAUCCACUGUGGAUGUCAGGCGUGUUUGGGACACACCCUCCAAAGCCCUGCCUGGAAAGACCCUUGACUUUCACUUUGACAUUUCAGAGACACCGGUGAUUGGCCGGCGAUAUGACGAGCUUCACGGUUCUCCGAGGCAAGAUGGGAAGAAUGGAGGAGGGGUUACUGUGACACGCAGUACCUCCUCUACAUCCUCGGGCUCCUACCAAAACAACCACGUGCUGGUGCCUGUCAGCUGGAAACGACCACAGUCUUCACAGAAAAGAACUCGUGAGAAGUUGGUGAAUGUAUUAACUUUGUGUGGCCAAGAAGUUGGACUCACCAAAAACCCAUCUGUGAUUUUCUCAUCCUGUGGGGAACUGGACCUGAUUGAGCACCAGCCCAGUCUGGUGUCAUCUGAGGACGGCACACGGGACACAGAAAACAUGGAUGACACCACUUCAGAACAGCAGUUCCGUGUAUUCAGAGACUUUGACUUCCUGGAUGUGGAACUGGAAGAUGGAGAGGAGAUGCAGGGUGAGACAGUUGACAGCUUCAACUGGGGUGCGCGGAGGCGUUCCAUUGACAGUCUGGACCAGGCUGAAGCCCAACCAAUGGAGGAGGACCGCCAGCUCUCAGGAAGCUCUCCAAGCAUGUGUCCAAUCGUCCAUGAUGAUUCUGACGAGUCUUCUGAGGAAGAGUCCCUCACAGCCAGCCAGAUCCUCUCAGCCUCACAACUAAAUAUCAGCCUGUCUCCUACUGAGAAACUUAACCCCAUGGACUCCCCUCCCAUCUCCUUUGACAACACUCAAGCUGACCCAAUUCCUCUUUCCACCCCAACGCCCAGCUUUGAGAUCUCAGUACCCGAGGGCUCGAACCAUCGGGCUGAGGAUUCAGCUGAAGAAGAAGAAGCCAUUGUUAAUGAGAACGAUAUCUCACUCUGCAUUUGUGAGUCGCCUCCUGCCUUUAGUUGUUCUGACAUCCUAACAGCAGACACACCCCAGAAGGAAAACAACUUCUUUACUGACAACGAAACAAGCUGUGUACCCAGUGGGUUUGGAGACCAGCAGAGCUCUGUGGCACAGGCAGAAGAGGAAAAGGAAGAGCUGUUGCUAGAGUCCCGUUCCUCCCCUCCGCCUUCUCCCUUUUUCUCCGCCAUCCUGGCCGCCUUCCAGCCGACUGUGUGCGAUGAUGCCGAGGAGGCUUGGCGCAAUCAUCUCAACCAGUUGGUGGCUGACUCGGAUGGUUCCUGUGCGGUUUACACAUUCCAAGUCUUCUCCUCACUCUUUCAGAGUAUACAGACCAAGUUCUGCACCUUGACCUGUGACGCUGCUGGUUAUCUUGGCGAUGGCUUCCGUGGAAUCGGAGCAAAGUUUGUAAGGUCGUCCCAGAUGCUGACAUCCUGCUCCGAAUGUCCCACGUUGUUUGUCGAUGCAGACACUAUUGUGUCUUAUGGGCUCUUGGAUAAGAUGAAGUUUAGUGUGUUAGAGCUGCAGGAGUAUCUAGAGACCUACAACAACAAAAAGGAGGCAGUCAAAUCAUGGCUACGCAACUGCAAGGCCAGUUUCCCCAAAUGCACUGGAGAUGGAGUGAUCACCUAUCAGCCCGCUGAAACAGAGGAGAAGCAAAUGGAAUCUCUUGCACAACUGGAGCUUUGUCAAAGAGUCUACAAACUCCACUUUCAACUGCUGCUGCUUUUUCAGUCUUACUGUAAACUGAUUGGCCAAGUUCACGCUAUAAACUCUGUACCAGAGCUGCAGAACAUGUCCAGGGAGUUGAGUGAGUUGAGGAGUAACCUGCGGGCAGCAGCAGCCUCAGUGGCCGAUGAGACAGCAGCCGAGCAGAGAGAUCCUACUGCUGAAUCCCCCUACAGCUCCUCUGAGGCUGCUGUGCAGGCCAUUCUAGAAAGCCUGAAAACCAACGAGUUCUCCAGAGCCAUCCUUUACAUACAGGAAUGCAGGAAAAUGUGGCCAUGUGACAUCUUCGGCAGCAGCUCUGAGAAUGAGAUUCAGACUCUACUCAACAUCUAUUUCCGGCACCAAACUCUGGGUCAGACGGGAACCUUUGCCCUGGUCGGUUCCAAACAAGACCUGUCUGAGAUAUGCAACCGACUCACUGAGCUCAACUGUGAGAUCCGAGACAUGAUUCGACGGGCGCAGGGCUACCGGGCCAUCACUGCCUUCCUUCCUGACUCCAGUGUGACCGGCAUCAGCCUUUGAGUCCAACUUCAAAGGGUUAGUUCACCCAAAAAUGAAAAUUAGGCUGCGUUUUACUCACCCCCGAGGCAUCCU
Molecule: messenger RNA, 3980 nt
Organism: Sinocyclocheilus rhinocerous
Lineage: Eukaryota; Metazoa; Chordata; Actinopteri; Cypriniformes; Cyprinidae
Product: protein furry homolog
Exons: 24
Biological process (GO): neuron projection development; cell morphogenesis
Cellular component (GO): site of polarized growth; cell cortex
Source: RefSeq, a predicted model, not a curated record